AUGUCGGCAAUUCGCUCCGACUCGCUGGAUGAGGGUGUUGUUUCCGUCUCGGGCAAUGAUGCCCUUAAUGAGAAGACAAUCAUCAAUGUCACCAGCAAAGGUGAACACCACCUCACUACUACCUCCAUCGGGUCUGGAGAGAUUGGAGAUGAGGAUGAUCGCAAUAGUGAUGAUGUGAUCAUUGUCGAUGGUGUCGAUGCGGCGAACCACCUGCUCCCCAUGCGGGAUGAUGGGGACCCAGCUUUGACAUUUCGAAGUCUCAUCUUAGCCUCGGGUCUCGCGUGCUUCCAGGCGGUUAUGUAUCAGAUCUAUAUGUUCAAACCUACCGCCAUUACCAUUCAAGGAACUUUCAUUGUUCUUAUUUCGUACUUCGUUGGCCGAGCCUGGGCCAAGUUCCUUCCCCGUGGAGACAAGUUCGAGGCUCGAUGGAGGGCAUCGGGCGGCCAGGGAAAGCUUCCCAUGCAUAUCACCAUCCUUAAAUUUAUCAACAAUGGGCCGUGGACAUUGAAGGAGCACGCGAUUUGCUCUAUCACGGCUACCAGUGCUUCAAACGCCGCCGCAAGUUCAGAGGUGUUCGCAGCCCAGGAGCUAUUUUACAAUAUGUCGCUGAGCCCAGCAACUGUCAUCUUGAGUACUAUCUCUAUUGGCUUGUUUGGCUACGGAAUCUGUGGACUCAUGCGUCCCAUUGCGGUCUGGCACGUUGAUGCUGUCUACUGGAGUACCUUGCCUACUGUCAAGGUACUUCAAGGACUUCAUUGGCAGGAGAUCAAGAAUUCGAAACCAUUGAGAUACUUCUGGUAUGCUUUUACUGGAAUGACUCUCUACGAAAUUUUCCCGGCCUACAUUUUCGUCUGGCUUAACUCCAUUUCUAUUCCGUGUCUGGCUGCUAUGAAGGCUACCGGUAAUAAGGCUGCUGUCCUUACUAACAUCUUCGGUGGAGCCUCUAACAAUGAGGGUCUGGGUCUCUUCACUUUUUCUUUCGACUGGCAAUAUAUCACCUCAUUCCAAACUGCUCUUCCACUCACGCUUCAAGCUCACCAGGCCGCCGGUUUCGUUGUGUGCUUUAUUGCCAUGCUUGGAAUCUACUACGGAAAUGGCUGGGGCGCGAAGUCGCUCCCAUUCAUGUCCACGAAGCUUCUCAUGAGCAAUGGAACUGCGUACCCUGUCGCUGACGUGUUUGUCGAUGGUGUACUUGAUGAAACGCAACUGCUCAAAUAUGGUCUGCCUAAGCUGACCGGAACUUUCGCGUUCGCCAUGUUCAUGGCCAAUGCUGCCAUCGGUGCUCUCAUCAUUCAUUGCAUCCUCUUCUGGGGCAAGGAUAUUGUUGCUGCGUUUAAAAAGGCCAGGGAAGGUCGCUACGAUGAUCGCCAUCAUGAGCACAUGGCUAAACACUAUAAAGAAGCGCCUUGGUGGUGGUAUAUCGGCGUCCUUGUCAUCAGUUUUAUCCUGGGUCUUAUUGUGGUCCUCAAAGAGAACAUUGGUCUCCCGGCGUGGGCAUAUGUUGUCUCUUUAAUUGUCGGAAUCAUUGUGUCGCCCUUUAGCACUAUUCUGUACUCUCGCUACGGCAACGGUAUUGCCACGAACAACCUAUCGAAGAUGUUGGCGGGUCUUAUGAUUCCUGGACGUCCAGUCGGCAACAUGUAUUUUGCUGCUUGGUCACACAACGUCAUUUCCAAUGCAGUCAGCUUGUCAAACGAUCUGAAGAUGGGUGAAUACUUGAAAAUUCCCCCACGUGUCAUGUUCUUGACUCAAAUCUGGGGUACUAUCCUCGGUGGCUUUAUCAACUACGCUGUGAUGAUUUCAAUCGUUGCAAAGAACAAGGUGGUCCUCAACUCAGCCAAUGGCAGCAACUCCUGGAGUGGUGCCACGCUGCAAGCCUACAACACCAAUGCAACCUCUUGGGCCCUGGCUUCCUACCUUUACAAGAUGGGCGGCCAGUAUUGGAUGGUUCCCAUUGGUAUUGCUAUCGGUGCUGGUACUGUUAUUGUUCACCGCAUCUUCUACCACUUCGUCCCCAAGAUCCGUGGCUUCGACGUUGCCGACAUCAACAUGCCCCAAUUUAUUCAGUAUGCUGGCUACAUCCCUUACAACCAGAGUCAAACCUGUGUGCUCUUCAGCUGGGUCUUCGCCGGUUUCUACGUCCAGUACUACCUCCGCAACUACCGUCCACGCAUUUUCAAGGAUUACUCGUACUUGAUCACUGGUGCCUUUGAUGGUGCCAGUCUGACUGUGUUGUUUAUCCUUUCAUUUGCGGUGUUUGGCGCUGGAGGUCCAGCCCAUGCUUUCCCGUCGUGGUGGGGUAACAACUCCAACGGGAACUACGAUCUCUGCCCGGUGUCUGAUUAGGUCUAAUUUGCCUGGAGAUGCCAAAUGCCCU
Molecule: messenger RNA, 2377 nt
Organism: Penicillium pulvis
Lineage: Eukaryota; Fungi; Ascomycota; Eurotiomycetes; Eurotiales; Aspergillaceae
Product: OPT family oligopeptide transporter
Exons: 8
Coding region: 1-2346 (781 amino acids)
Biological process (GO): transmembrane transport
Molecular function (GO): oligopeptide transmembrane transporter activity
Source: RefSeq, a predicted model, not a curated record